CAAUAAAUGGCAAUUUGGAGAAAAGGAUUAUCGAUGUGAUUAAUAAUCAUAAAAACCAAAAUGAGGACAAAGGAUUGAUUUCCAAAAGACUAAGUGCAAAGAAACUACAGGAUGUAUACAUGGCUUUACAAAGAUUCUCUUUUAAGACUGAGCACAUUGAAGAAGCAAUGAAAAAUACGCUUCUUUAUGGGGGUGAUCUCCACUCUGCGCUUGACUGGCUUUGUUUAAACCUUCCCAAUGACGCCUUGCCUGAAGGUUUUAGCCAGCAAUUUGAAGAACAGCAGCAGAAACCUAGAGCAAAGUUUUGUUCUGCUGUGUCACAGUGUGGUAUGCCACCUCACUUAGAAGAUAACAAAAAGAAAGAAAAUGGCCCUGGAACUAAGGAAAUGAAUGUGAGGAAAGAGAAAGAAUUGACUAUGAAGGAAUGGAUUUUGCGAUACGCUGAGCAACAGAGUGAUGAAGAGAAGGACGAGCCUGUCAAAGAGACAGAUGAAGAAAAAUUUGACCCAAAUGAGAGGUAUAUGCAUCUGUCUGCCAAGCUUUCAGAAGCAAAAGAGCAAGCAAGCAUCUCCAAGCAAGACAAAGACAAGCAAGGCCAGAAGGCAGCGCAAGAAAAAAUAAGAAGAAUUCAACAAGAAAUGGCAGCACUUGAGGAACAUCCAGUAUUUAAUCCAGCUAUAAAGAUUUCAAACCAACAGCAAAAUGAAAAGAAAAAAACUCCCUCACCUCAACCUCAAGAAACCACUUUGAACUUGAGUUUGCUUGAAAAACCUGAUGCAAAGGAAGACAAAGGUGCUGCAAAGGAAGACAAAGGUGUGUUGGGAGCCGCGCGCAGGCGGGAGGAGCGGAAAAAGAACCGGAAGCGGCCUCAGGAGCCCUCAGGGGAGCAGGGGGAGGAGCCAGCGGGGCCCCUGCAGAAGACGCCAAUCAUCCUGGCCAAGCCCCCGGCCGAGCGGGUGAGCCUGGGGGGCGUGGCCACCAACCAAGGGGGCGUGGCCACCAACCAAGGGGGCGUGGCCACCAACCAAGGGGGCCAGCCGCCUCCGUCCGCCCCCAAGGCGGGGCCAGCGCAAGCCCCGCCCCCUCCUGCGCCGGCCCCGCCCAUCGUGCUGAUGAAAGCACGCGGGGAGGAGGGGCGGGGAGGGGGCGGGGCCUCGGUGGCAGCGGGGGAGGGGCCGGCGCAGGCCCCGCCCACCGAGAGGGAGGGGCCACGCCCCACCCAGCCUGUCUAUCAACUGCACAGCCGCGGAUUGGCUCCGCCCGCUGCGCUGGACCUGGGCGUGUCCCCCCCGGCCCCGCCCCCAGCGGCGCAGGCGCAGGCGCGGCUGGCGGCGCCCGAGAAGAUGAAGAGCAGCAUCAAACUGGUGGACGAGCAGAUGAACUGGUGCGACAGCGCCCUCGAGUUCCUGCUGGAGCAGACGGACGUGCUGGUGGUGGGAGCGCUGGGGCUGCAGGGCACCGGGAAAUCCACGGUGAUGUCACUGCUGGCCGGGAACCAGCCCGAGGAGGACCCACG
Onychostruthus taczanowskii (white-rumped snowfinch) is the source of this 1516-nucleotide messenger RNA. RefSeq names its product SMG9 nonsense mediated mRNA decay factor (gene SMG9). Gene Ontology annotation, biological process: nuclear-transcribed mRNA catabolic process, nonsense-mediated decay. The annotation marks the transcript as partial. The record is from RefSeq and is a predicted model, not a curated record. The transcript is spliced from 11 exons. NCBI's taxonomy places the organism in Eukaryota, Metazoa, Chordata, Aves, Passeriformes, Passeridae.